Oxyura jamaicensis (ruddy duck) is the source of this 852-nucleotide messenger RNA. Its product is annotated as class II histocompatibility antigen, B-L beta chain-like. The transcript is spliced from 4 exons. The annotation marks the transcript as partial. Gene Ontology annotation, biological process: antigen processing and presentation of exogenous peptide antigen via MHC class II; peptide antigen assembly with MHC class II protein complex; positive regulation of T cell activation. NCBI's taxonomy places the organism in Eukaryota, Metazoa, Chordata, Aves, Anseriformes, Anatidae. Gene Ontology annotation, molecular function: MHC class II protein complex binding. Gene Ontology annotation, cellular component: MHC class II protein complex. The record is from RefSeq and is a predicted model, not a curated record.
GGUGCGUGCACGCGAGCCCGGGGCUGGUGGGGCUGGGCCACCUCCGCGCCCUGGGGGCCGGGCACAGCCCGGGGGGGGCAGCGCGUGUGUGCCCCGUCCUGGGGCCCGGGGGCAGCGCUGCAGGUGACCGCCGGGCUCUGGCCGCCCGCGCCCAGCUCUCUCCCUGUCCCCGCAGUCGAGCCCAAGGUGAGGGUCUCGCCCAUGCAGUCGAGCUCGCUGCCCCAGACCGACCGGCUGGCGUGCUACGUGACGGGCUUCUACCCCGCCGAGAUCGAGGUGAAGUGGUUCAAGAACGGCCAGGAGGAGACGAAGCACGUGGUGUCCACGGACGUGAUCCGGAACGGGGACUGGACCUACCAGGUGCUGGUGAUGCUGGAAAGCACCCCGCAGCACGGGGACACCUACCAGUGCCAGGUGGAGCACGCCAGCCUGAAGCGCCCCAUCACCCACGAGUGGGUGCUCCCGGCGGACGCCGCCAGGGGCAAGAUGCUGACGGGCGUCGGGGGCUUCGUGCUGGGGCUCAUCUUCCUGGCGCUGGGGCUCUUCCUCUACGUGCGCAGAAAGGGCGCAUCGCUCCCCCGGCUGCAGGGCUCCUGAAGCAGCUCCCGAAGCAGCUCCUGCGCCGCGGCUCCUCCGUCCCCAGCGCCGCCUCCGCCCCGCGCUCGCCCAGCUCCUGCCCUCGGCGCCCGGCCCCGCAGCCCCACGGCCCCGCGCUGCCCCCCGGGGUCGCCCCCUCCCUCGCUGCCGUCCCAGCCCGGCUUGGCCGCGGCCGCUGCGAGCCCCAAAUAAAGUGUCCCAGUGCCCUGCGGCCCUGCUGCUGUGGGGACGGUGGGGCAGGGGCGGGCACCGCCA